Molecule: messenger RNA, 2208 nt
Organism: Humulus lupulus (European hop)
Lineage: Eukaryota; Viridiplantae; Streptophyta; Magnoliopsida; Rosales; Cannabaceae
Product: tyrosine decarboxylase-like
Exons: 2
Coding region: 589-2208 (539 amino acids)
Biological process (GO): amino acid metabolic process
Molecular function (GO): pyridoxal phosphate binding; carboxy-lyase activity
Source: RefSeq, a predicted model, not a curated record
UGGACAUGGAGCAUACAAGCUACAAACUAAAGAUGGACGCGAAAUCAACAACAACUGGAAUGCUAUCCACUUAAAACAAUAUCACUUUUAACUCAAUCUAGUCUCCUUUCAUCAAUGAUCUCACGAGAUCUUCAUUCAAGCAACAUACUAACACUGUCAUGCAGGAAGUGUCAGAACUACAUUUGGGCUUGAUCCCUGCAAAUGGUAUGUAGGCAGCUCCACGGAGCGCAGCCCCCUAUCACAACCAUUUUUUUCUACAUAUACUACGAACAUAUCAAUAACAAAUCUAAGUACAAAUUGACUAAGUAACUUUAUACUUAGAUUGGGGGGAAUAAGAUACUAAUACUCCAUAAGUCAUACAACCAAUCAACAUCCGAUACAACAACUUAUAGAACGCUAACAUAAGCUACAACCAGUCAGGAUACAAAAAAAAAAAAAUUAGAAAAAGUCUCGUGUUUACAAUACUACAUAAGAAAAAGUCCAUACAACAGCUAAAAAUACAUAAGAUGGGAUAAACUCAGUCAUCCCCCAACAGAGAACUUGAACAAAAGGAGGAGUCAGUCAUCAGCAACUAGGUCAUGAGUAGUCAUGACGCCAAAAGAAGUGGCUAACUCUUCAGCCUGGGCCGUCUCGAAUCCUUUACAAUCCGAGGAGUUCAGAAGACAAGGCCACAUGGUAAUCGACUUCAUAGCAGACUACUACAAGAACAUCGAAACAUACCCUGUUCUAAGCAGGGUCGAACCGGGUUAUCUCCGAAAACGGUUACCCGAAUCCGCUCCAAAAAUUCCGGAACCCAUCGAAACCAUCCUCAAAGACGUGAAUGAGCACAUAAUUCCGGGCUUAACCCAUUGGCAAAGCCCCAGCCACUUUGCUCUCUUCCCCUCCAGUGGCAGCACCGCCGGGUUCCUUGGUGAAACUCUAGCCGCGGGACUAAACGUCGUCGGGCUCAACUGGGUCUCAUCUCCCGCUGCCACCGAGCUGGAGACCAUAGUCAUGGACUGGCUCGGAGAAAUGCUCAAACUCCCUAAGUCCUUCCUCUUCUCCGGCACCGGUGGUGGCGUUCUGCAGGGGACCACAUGUGAGGCCAUAAUUUGCACCCUCGUGGCGGCGAGGGAUCGAAAACUUAACGCAGUUGGACGAGAAAAUAUUGGAAAGCUUGUCGUUUACGGGUCGGAUCAAACCCACAGUGCAUUCCAAAAGGCCUCAAGGAUCACUGGGAUCCAUCCGGACAACUGCCGGAUCAUCGAGACAAGUAAAAAGACCUCUUUUUCCAUGUCGUCUGAGAAUCUACGGCGAAAGAUUAUUACCGAUGUCGAAGCCGGGUUGGUACCGCUCUUUGUUUGCGCCACGGUGGGGACGACAGCAACCACAGGCGUUGAUCCUCUAGGGGCGAUAUCAGACGUUGCGAAAGAUUACGGCAUGUGGGUUCACGUCGACGCUGCCUAUGCCGGAAGUGUGUGCAUUUGUCCAGAGUUCCGGCAUUUCAUCGACGGCGUUGAGGGCGUGAACUCGUUCAGCUUCAACGCCCACAAGUGGUUCUUCACCACACUCGACUGCUGCUGCCUAUGGGUGAAAGACCCGAAUGCUUUAACGAAAUCCCUAUCGACUAGCCCGGAGUUUUUGAAGAACAAGGCAACCGAGUCAAAAAUGGUUGUUGAUUAUAAGGACUGGCAGAUAACCCUAAGCCGGAGGUUCCGAUCCCUUAAACUCUGGCUCGUUCUUCGUAGCUACGGUGUCGAAAGACUCCAAGCAUUUCUCCGAAGCCAUGUGAAGAUGGCGAAACAGUUCGAAGGUCUUUUAGCCUCGGACGACAGGUUUGAGCUUGUCGUUCCGAGAAACUUUUCUUUGGUCUGUUUCAGGGUUUCUCCAUUGGCAAUCAGUAAAUUUAAACUUAUUAUUACUACUAAUUAUUUACAUAAGAUCGAAAACGAGAACGAGAACGAGAACGACGUCGUUCGUAAGGAAGAGCAUUGUGUUAUUAAUGGUAACGUAGAUUUUCGUGAAACAUGCAUAAACGAGGUCAACAAAGAGUUGUUGGAUUCGAUAAACGGGUCGGGUCGGGUGUACAUGAGCCACUGCAUCGUGGGUGACGUGUUUGCUCUCCGUUUGGCUGUUGGUUCAACCUUGACGGAGGAGUCUCACAUUGUUAGGGCUUGGGAGGUCGUGAAAGAGCAUGCAGACGCAAUUCUAGCUAAUUAUAAUAACUAG